Messenger RNA from Aspergillus campestris IBT 28561, 1401 nucleotides. Its product is annotated as putative salicylate hydroxylase. Gene Ontology annotation, biological process: secondary metabolite biosynthetic process. Bases 1 to 1401 code for a protein of 466 amino acids. NCBI's taxonomy places the organism in Eukaryota, Fungi, Ascomycota, Eurotiomycetes, Eurotiales, Aspergillaceae. The transcript has 7 exons. Gene Ontology annotation, molecular function: FAD binding; monooxygenase activity. The record is from RefSeq and is a predicted model, not a curated record.
AUGGGAUCCCACGCUAACCAGCACGCGACUGCCUCUCUGAAGGACCCGACAUAUCCAAGCAACUGCUUGGAAUUCAUAAAGCAGUUUAAAGAGCAGGACACGCCAUGCCCCACAGACAGACCCAAAUUAGACAUCAUCGUUGUCGGCGCAGGACUCGGAGGCUUAGCAACUGCAGUUGCGCUCGUAACCCAUGGCCACAGAGUCACAAUCCACGAGCAAACGCCUGAGCUUGGCGAGGUCGGUGCAGGAAUCCAGAUUCCACCCAACUCGACCAGGCUUCUCCUCAAGCUAGGGCUCGGGCCCUACUUGAAACCCUACGUGACAGAGCCAGAUUCAAUCUCAUUUCGCCGCUGGAGCAACGGAAAGGUUAUUGGGUACACAAAGCUGGCUCCAAAUUUUUGCGAGCUGUUCAGUGCUCCGUAUCAUGUCAUCCAUCGGGCAGACUUCCACUCCGCCUUGUACCGAAGGGCGCUCGAUCUGGGGAUCGACGUAGUUCUAGGAUCUAAAGUAGUGGAUUAUGACGCGCAAAGUCCAUCGAUAACCCUAGAGAAUGGAUCAUUGCUCAAAGCAGAUCUGAUCGUUGCGGCAGAUGGGAUCAAGUCCAUCGCAAGAGGGAUCUUGCAUGGAUCCAUCGAGAAACCACUAGAGAGACCAGGAUUUGCCGCCUACAGAGCCACAGUAGAUGUGAAUCUCAUGAAAGACGAUCCUGACACCGCGUGGCUUCUGGAGAAACCAGCCCUAAAUAUCUGGAUCGGAGACAAACGCCACGUCAUGACGUAUACAAUCGGCGCUGGGAAGGCCUUCAACAUGGUAUUGUCGCACCCGGAUGAAAGCGACCCAUCCACAUGGGACCAGUCAACGGCGCUGCGCGAUAUGAGGGCCGAGUUUGGGGAUUGGGAUCCAAGACUGACGAAGAUAAUUGGUUUCAUCGACAAAACCAUCAAAUGGCCGCUCCUCACCGGUGCCCCUAUGCCGCGCUGGGCCAGUGGGAAGACCGUCAUUCUCGGAGACGCCGCCCACGCAAUGCUGCCAUACAUGUCGCAAGGCGCCGCGAUGGCCGUGGAAGACGGCGUCGCACUGGCCCAGGCACUGACGCAUCUAGCGUCGCGUGCAGAUCUUCCUGAAGUACUCUCGAUGUUCGAGACGGUUCGCAUCGAGCGCACGAGCCAGAUGCAGGAGGCUAGUCUUCUGAACGGACAGCUUUGGCAUUUCCCAGACGGCCCGCUACAGCAGGCGCGCGAUACGGCUAUGUUUCCCGAGACUCAGGGCGUCUCGUUUUCGCAUAGCCCGAACCAGUGGAGUGAUCCGGCGACGCAGAUGUGGUGUUAUGGGUAUGAUAGCGAGAGGGAAAUCGACGAGGCUUUUAAGAAACGGAAGUUUGGCAUUAAAGAUGCAUUAUGA